AUGACGCUGAGAGCGCGCGCCCAUUCCUGCCGCCAUUGCCAAACCAUCACUAUCGAAGUCCCCAAGCCGAACUCCGACAAAAACGACGAUAAAGCACCUCUGCUAUUCAAACUUAAUGGGCUGAAAGUAGAAGCGGCUGCAGCAGACGGGUGUGAUUUUCUUGCGUGGGCGCUGCGGGAGCUCGAACACAAUGAAAGAAAUGUGGAUGGGUACGGCGUUGAGGAAGGCUGGAAGGUUGAUGAUCAGUGGGAGUUCGCGGGGAACUUUUACCAUAAAGAUAUAAGAAAUGACGGAAUGUGUCCGCAGCGUUUACUCUGCCAUUGGUCUUUGAAGGGGGAGAAGAGGUUUUGGACUGGCGAAUUUGGGCACUUUGGUAUCCUUGCAGAAGAAGAUGAUCCUGCUGCUCGUUAUGCACCCUGGAGGCCAUCGAAUCAAAGCAGAAGCUCUGACGCAGCUUUCAGUAAGGCACGCACUUGGCUGAAAGAGUGCCUCGAUGAUCACUCAUUUGAAGAUUGUAAUGCCACAAGCGUAGAGACGAUGCCGACAAGGGUCAUCGAUAUCGAUUGGAGCCAUGAUCGACUUGAACCCAACCUGCGACUGCUCGUGAGUCCUCCUCGAGAGCCGUAUGUAGCCUUGAGCUACGUUUGGGGUGGCGACCAACCGAUGAAGACUACCAAAGCAAACCUAGUGCCCCGGUGUCAAGAACUAGUCUUCUCUGACCUCCACCUAACAAUACAAGAUGCUAUACGCACAACCUGGAACCUUUCCCGGCGCUUGUUAUGGGUAGAUUCCUUGUGCAUAAUUCAAGAUGAUCCGGACGAUAAAGUGAUAGAAAUCGCGAUGAUGCCAGAGAUAUAUCGGAACGCAGACCUUACCAUCUCUGUAGCCUGCGCCGCCAGCUCGCAAGAAGGGUUCCUUGGAAACGUCGUGGUCCCAAGCCUCCGCGCAAUCUCCAUUCGCCUUCCGUACCGUUGCCCGGAUGGUAAAAUGGGCUCUAUUAUCGUCUUCUCCGAACCAGGAGAAGGUCGCGCAAUUGAUCCCAUCGAAAAACGCGCCUGGACGUUGCAAGAAUCAUUUCUUUCCCGCCGGAUCCUUCGAUAUGGCACCUUGUACUGCAGCUGGGUCUGCCGGGGACAUCUAAAGGUGAACGAUCCCGGCAGGUCUCUUCUAGAGGACUUGCAAUGGAAUACAGAUUACAUGCUACUAAACAGGAAGAUGGCUAUUUAUAGUCGGUCCACCUCGAGCGAUAUCAAGGAUAUUCGGCAGCAAUGGAGGUACAUAAUAGAGGAAUAUAGCUCGCGCUCGCUCUCCGAGCACAGCGACCGCCUCUCCGCGAUCUCAGCACUCGCGCGGUUUUUCGGGCAAAGAUUGAGCGGGCAGUACGCUGCUGGGAUAUGGCUCGAAGACCUGGCGCAGUUGCUGUGGACGCGCGCUUCGAGUCCUUGCAAACAGCGUCCGGAGCCUUGUCUCGCGCCUUCCUGGUCGUGGGCGUCGGUGGAUGCGUCUAGUGUGAUCAAGUUCCGGCAUCAGGAUGAGUAUAGCCAGAAGUUCCUGGAUUUGGAUCCGAAAUUAAGACUCAUGUCCCAUAAUAUCACGCCCGCAGACCCGUUUCAUGCUUCUAUCGGGGGGCAUAUCGAGAUGGAAGGGCUAGUUCGACAAGCGAUAUGGGUGUACAACGAUUCAUUGUAUCAGCUUGGCCCGGGAGGAUUAGAAGAGGACACUAAGCUGAACACGUUUUCGGACACGAUCGAAGAUGCUUCCUCGAAUACUUUGCGGUCGCACCUGGUCUGGUGCUUGCAGAUCUGCCAUUAUCAGUCAGGGAGAGGUCCAUUUGGGUUGAUCUUGAAGACUGAAGAUGAACAGACCUGGAGAAGAGUCGGAGUGUAUGGGACUUCCAUGGAGCCAGUUCUGGGCAGUCAUAGGGCUAACAAAGUGCGGCCUCCAACAGCAAUAAUGGAUCGGUGGAUUUCUAAGCAUGAGCUCCGUAAGAUCGUCAUUGAGUAA
Messenger RNA from Mytilinidion resinicola, 2004 nucleotides. RefSeq names its product HET-domain-containing protein. The transcript has 2 exons. The record is from RefSeq and is a predicted model, not a curated record. Lineage: Eukaryota; Fungi; Ascomycota; Dothideomycetes; Mytilinidiales; Mytilinidiaceae. Bases 1 to 2004 code for a protein of 667 amino acids.